AUGGAUUUAAAAAGAAAAUUUGGUACAUCAAUUGGUAUUACACCAUUUGGUAGUUUAGGAAGUAGUUUAGCAUCAGCAUCAGCAUCGAUCACUAAAUUAAUUGUUAAAAAUAUACCAAAAUCGGUCAAUAAAAAUGAUAUUAUUGAGAAUUUAAAAAAAAUCAUUCAAAACCAAAGUAUAAAUAUAACCAUUCCAGCUGGUAUCCCAGCAGAUGUUGCCCAUAAAAUUGAAGCUGGUACAAAUAUUGCAUUUUUAUCAUGUCCAAACUUAUCUCAAUUAUCAAUGGCUAGAAACAUUUUAAAUGGUAAAUCUUUAGGUGAUAAAAAGCUUCAAGUAGAUUUUUAUGAAGUUAAAAAAGUAAUUCCAACCCCAGCCCCAGCUCCAAUCGAAACUUCAGAAGAACCAAAAAAGAAACAAAAAACUGAAAAAAAACCAAAAGAACAAAAUAAAAAAGCAGAUGAAACUAAAAAACCUGAAGAGACAAAGAAGGAAACAUCAGUCGAAAAUAAAAAAAAAGAAACUAAAUCACAAUCACAAUCACAACCACAACCACAACCAAAAGAACAAUCAACAAUAGAAAAUAAUGAUAAUAAUGAAAAUAAUAAUAAAGAAGAAGAAAAACAAAAAGAAAAAGAAGAGGAAACAAAAGUAUCAACAGUUAGAAAUAAUAAAGCAGUUAUUAAUAAAAUUACACAACAAUUAUCAUCAUGUGCAGAAAGUAAAAAUUAUGUUCAAUUGGUUAAAUCAUAUAACUAUUUAAAAAAAAUAGGCGCUAAACCAGAUCAUAUUACUUAUGGUGUAAUGUUAAAUGCAUGUGUUAGAUGUCAAGAGUACAAGAAAGCCAAAGAAGUUUUUGAUGAUGCAAUUAAAGAUAAUGUUGCCAAUGAUGUAAUUUACACCACCUAUAUUAAAGCAUUGUGCGAAGUCGAUAUGACAUCAGCAUAUGAAAUGAUUCAGAGUAUGAUUUCAACCAAACCAAAUAUCCGUACAUUCAACUCUAUAUUCCGUGGUUGUGUAAGAAGUGGUGAUAUCGAAAUUACAAAGGGUUUAAUCUCAUUGAUGAAAUCGAAUGAAAUCUAUCCAGAUAGCACAACAAUCGAAUAUUUAAUUAAAAUCUAUUCAGAUCAUUUAAUGAUUCAAGAUAUUUGGGAUCUUUUAGCCAAAGUUUACGAAAGAAUGGAGGGUCAAAUCUCACCCAUUUGUUUCUCACGUCUUUCAUUAGCAUCUUUAUUAGCAGGUGAUAUCAAAUCAUCCGUUAAAGCAUUAGGUAUCACUGACGAUAUUUUAGCUAAAGCUCCACAAACCCUCACCACCUCCCACAAAAACAAAGGUAAAUUAUCAGAAAGAAAUAAAAUUUCUUCAUCUCUUUUCGAAAGAAUUGGUAAACAAGAAAUCAACGAAGAAUGUGAACGUGUUAGAAGUUAUUUAAAUAAAAUUACAAUGAACAAUGCAAAGAUCAAAGUCAAAUUCUACAAUAUGGAAAGCUUUAAUAAAAUCUAUUUCUCAAAAAAUUCCUUCAAAACCAAUGUCAAUAGAAUAAGCGACGAAAGCUCCGGUAAGGAAUUAGAUGCUUUCAAUGAAUUAUUUAACCAAUACAAAAAAGGUGGAGUUUACUACAAAGGCACCGACGAUGUAGAUUUAAAUACCAAUAGAUAUUUGAAAAUGGAAAUUUGUUCAGGUCAUGGUCAUUGGGUCACUGAAAGAGCAGGUCAAGAUUUAGAUGCUGAUUGGAUAUCAUUGGAAAUUCGUUAUGAUCGUAUCUUUCAAAUUUGGAGUAAAGCAAUUUUAGAAUCAAUCGAUAAUCUUUAUAUUGUAGGUGGUGAUGCUCACAAGUCAUUAAAAGAAGUUAUACCAGAUGGUGUUUUAGAUGAAGUUUAUAUCAAUUAUCCAAAUCCUCCAGUAUGGAAAGGCGCUGACCGUUUAAUUAACGAACUUUUCCUCGUUGAAAUUAAUCGUUGUUUAAAGAAAUCAGGUACUCUAACCAUUGUAACUGAUGACAAACCUUACAGUGAACAAAUUAUCGAAAUUUUAUCAAAAUCUAAAAAAUUAUUAAAAGUUUAUAAACCUGCAUCACCAGAUAACACUUACUUAACCCCAUUAGCUGAAGAUUAUGGUUAUUCAUACUUUAAUAAAUUAUGGAAUAAUGGUCAAAGAGUUAAAAGAUAUUGUAUUGUUAUAACUAAAAAUUAA
Dictyostelium purpureum is the source of this 2190-nucleotide messenger RNA. RefSeq lists its product as uncharacterized. Bases 1 to 2190 code for a protein of 729 amino acids. Gene Ontology annotation, biological process: tRNA methylation; RNA (guanine-N7)-methylation. The transcript has 4 exons. Gene Ontology annotation, cellular component: tRNA methyltransferase complex. Gene Ontology annotation, molecular function: tRNA (guanine(46)-N7)-methyltransferase activity; protein binding; nucleic acid binding. Lineage: Eukaryota; Evosea; Eumycetozoa; Dictyosteliales; Dictyosteliaceae. The record is from RefSeq and is a predicted model, not a curated record.